AAACGAUCGUGCAACGCCUGGCAGUGUUUGUGAGAGUAGAAUACCGACUUGCCGGAUUUUCACUGUAUUUCUUCGCAAAAAUACACAUCGGCUGGAUCGAGGGUAAAUUGCAAAAUAGACCGGUCUCGUGACAGCCCCAUAAAUGUUGCUUCAAGGAUCGCGUUGUGGUAGUCGUUUCUUGUGGCACAAAGUAAAGUUUAAUUCUUUAAAUUGUCCUUCAAAGAAUGGCAAAAAGCUAACAGAGGCUCUUGCAAGAACAGCAGCUACAUUCUCCUCGACUCAUGAUUACGUCAUCUGUGGAGCUGGCUCGGCAGGCUGUGUGCUAACCAACCGCCUUACAGCAGACCCAAAUAACGAUGUUCUACUUCUAGAGGCAGGACCAAGGGACUGGACAUGGAAGAUACAUAUGCCAGCGGCAUUGGUUUAUAAUCUUUGUGAUGAUAAAUAUAAUUGGUAUUAUCAUACCGUGCCACAGAAGCACAUGGACAAUAGAGUAAUGUACUGCCCCAGGGGGAGGGUAUGGGGUGGCUCAUCAUCACUUAAUGCUAUGGUGUAUAUCAGAGGACAUGCUUUAGAUUAUGAUCGCUGGGAGAGUGAAGGAGCUAAAGGCUGGUCUUAUGCAGAUUGUUUGCCUUACUUCAAGAAAGCACAGACUCAUGAAUUAGGUAAGGAUGCCCAGACAGAUGAAGAAAUUGAUGCUUUCAUCCGUCAAUACGCAGACACAGCAUACCACCCAUCAUGCACUUGCAAGAUGGGAGACUCUGAUGACAACAUGGCUGUAGUCGACAACCAAGGCCGCGUAUUUGGUGUUGAAAAUCUACGUGUUAUUGACUCAUCUAUAAUGCCUAGUAUUGUCAGCGGUAAUCUCAAUGCGCCCACGAUAAUGAUAGCAGAAAAGAUGGCCGACUGUAUCCUAGGCAACCAACCGUUGCCAAGGUCAAAUGCACCUGUGUAUCAAACACCUGAAAAGGGACAGAGAUGAUGAAAGAAUUUGAACAUUAAAAGAGAGCUAAAGACAAUGAAAAUUAUAGGAAAGAAAGACAACUGGAAGAUGAUUUAACCUCCUUUUAAGGGGAAAAAAGAUCUUAUGUGAAUUUUGGUUUGUCUCAACUGUGAACUUGCAAGAGUUAUCCUCAACCCCUCCCUCAUGUCAGGGGUUCUAUGAGUUGUACUUCAUGGCAUUAAAGUUUGAUUUCUUCAUAACA
This is a messenger RNA of Exaiptasia diaphana, 1205 nucleotides long. Its product is annotated as choline dehydrogenase, mitochondrial. The transcript is spliced from 5 exons. Gene Ontology annotation, molecular function: oxidoreductase activity, acting on CH-OH group of donors; flavin adenine dinucleotide binding. The coding region runs from base 143 to 982 and encodes 279 amino acids. The record is from RefSeq and is a predicted model, not a curated record. Lineage: Eukaryota; Metazoa; Cnidaria; Anthozoa; Actiniaria; Aiptasiidae.